Messenger RNA from Alligator sinensis (Chinese alligator), 4294 nucleotides. RefSeq names its product acyl-CoA oxidase 2 (gene ACOX2). Gene Ontology annotation, molecular function: FAD binding; fatty acid binding. Gene Ontology annotation, cellular component: peroxisome. Gene Ontology annotation, biological process: very long-chain fatty acid metabolic process; fatty acid beta-oxidation using acyl-CoA oxidase; lipid homeostasis. The record is from RefSeq and is a predicted model, not a curated record. The coding region runs from base 926 to 2590 and encodes 554 amino acids. The transcript has 13 exons. NCBI's taxonomy places the organism in Eukaryota, Metazoa, Chordata, Crocodylia, Alligatoridae.
UUCGCUCUUCAAGACACCUGUAUCUACAGGGCUCGUGGGGCACACUUGACCGACUGACAGGCUUUCGGCACAAGCUCGCUCAGGUGUUUGCUGCAGCACCGAGCUGGCGAGCCAGCGCGCCUCCUGGUAUCGCCCGCUCGAGCAGCUGCAUACAGCGGCUUCCACACAGUCACAAGCACAGCACAGGGCGCUGUAAAUAGCCACCUCCCCAGGCCUGCCCCGUUGCCCUCACACUCACACACCCCCCACUUCCACAGGGACUCCCAGACACACCCAGGAUACACAGGAACUGACCCCAGUAACAACACGCUGGAUGGAAAGGGACCUCCGGGGUCAUUGAGAUCCAGCCCCUGCUGCCACAGACGCCCACCUCCUACAACCCCUCUGACCAAAUGAUCUGCUUCAUCUUAAAAGCUUCCGGCCCUCGUGGCUCCCAUCAGAAGGCUGUAUUAGGACCUGGCUUCUCUGAUGGCACACAUACUUCCCUGUCUCUGCUAGGCUGAGGCAUUGCACAACCGCGUGUGCCACUUCCGAGGCUGCAGCACAUCGGUGCUCCUCAGCCAUCCUGUGACCGACUGAUACUUCCAGGCCUUCCCACCUGCUGAGCUCCCUGUUCACAGCAGGCCCCACAUGCCCACCCUUGUACUUGGGGCUAUUGGGUUUCAUCCCAUUUCUAUCCAGGCAGUUCGCAAGGUCGCCCCGUCCUUUCUGGUGGAGUGUCAGUACUGAUGAUGCCUCCUAGCUCCGUGUCAGCGGCUAAUUUCAUCAGCACUUUUGGGGGCCGAGGUGUUCCUAGAUGCUGUGAAACAAGACCAAACCUUGAGGAGCCCCACGAGUAACUUCCAUCCAGCCCGAUGCUCUUCCCUUCAGCAGAACCCACAGGGCGCUCGGAGGGGAGGUUGCCUUCACCCUUCACAGUGUCUUUAUGGAGAGCAUCCUGGCACUGAGCACAGAUGAGCAGACUGCCAAGUGGAUACCCCUGGCCGAGAACUACUGCAUUCUAGGAAGCUACGCUCAGACAGAGCUGGGACACGGGACUUACAUUCGGGGUUUUGAGACAACAGCGACUUUCAACAUUUCCACCCAGGAGUUUGUCCUGAACACGCCGAAGAUCUCUGCGAUGAAGUGGUGGCCUGGAGAGUUGGGCAGAUCAGCAACCCACGCCGUGGUAUUUGCCCAGCUGUACAUUAAAGGGAAGUGCUAUGGCGUGCAUCCUUUCAUCGUCCAGAUCCGCAGCCUCCACGACCAUUCGCCUGCACCAGGAGUAACUGUUGGAGACAUUGGCCCCAAAAUGGAGUUCAACCACAUUGACAACGGCUAUCUGCUACUGCGAGACGUUCGGGUUCCUAGGGAAAACAUGCUGAGCCGGUUCUGUGAGGUCCUAGCAGAUGGCACAUACGUGAAGCGAGGCUCUGAGAAGAUUAACUACUUUAACAUGAUCAUAAUACGUGUUAAGAUGCUUUCCAAUGAAGUUGUGCCCACACUGAUGAAGGCAUGCACCAUCGCCAUCAGAUAUUCUGUGGUUCGCCGGCAGUGUGAGCUGAAGCCUGGUGACCAAGAGGCAAAAAUCUUGGACUAUCAGACACAGCAACAGAAGCUACUACCUAUGCUGGCAACAGCCUACGCCUUCCACUUCAUGAAUCAAUAUAUGAAUGAACUCUUCAGCAAAGGAUACAGAGAAAUCAAGCAGAGAAACUUUGAUUCACUGCCUGAGCUUCAUGCAUUUUCCUCAGGCCUCAAAGCCAUUUAUACUGAGCACUGCACUGCGGGAGUGGAGACCUGUCGCAAGGCAUGCGGCGGACACGGUUACUCUCUGCUGAGUGGACUCCCCUCCUUGUAUACUAGACUAGCAGCUUCUUGUACAUACGAAGGGGAAAACACGGUUCUGCUCCUGCAGACAGCCAGGUUCCUGGUGAAGUGCCUGGGGGCAGCUCACUCCGGCCAGCCUGUCCCUCCAUCUGUUGCCUAUUUGUCUGCAGCGAACUCUGAGAGGUGUCUGGUCAGGGACAAGAGGGACUUUCUCCAACCAGAUGUUUAUGUCGAAGCCUAUCGGCACGUCGCCAUCAGGGUCCUCAGCAGUGCAGCGGCCAAGCUGCAGGCGCUGGUUCAGUCUGGAGCAGAGCAGCAUGAGGCAUGGCACCAGUGCACAGUGCAGCUGGUACAUGCUGCAAAGGCUCACUGCCACUACCACGUUGUGAAAAGCUUUGCAGAAGCAGUCGAGAAACUUGGACAGGAGGCUGGAAUCCAAAGAAUGAUAAAACAUCUCUGUGGGCUCUUUGCAUUACACGGCAUCUUCUCAAACACGGGUGAUUUCCUGCAUGAUGGCUACAUAUCUGGGGACCAAGUGGACAUGAUGACUGCAUCCUACUUGGAUCUACUUGCUAUUGUACGGAAAGAUGCUGUCCCACUAGUGGAUGCUUUCGACUUCACGGAUGAGACCUUGAACUCUGCGCUGGGCAGCUACGAUGGACAGGUCUACCGACGGCUCUACCAGUGGGCUCAGAGGUCACCAUCCAACACAAAGCAGCCAAACCAAGCCUAUGAAAAUUAUCUGAAGCCACUUUUUCAGAAUGGUCUGUCCAAACUGUGAAGAUCAUCAAUUACUCGGCACAGACAGCAUCUUCUUCUGGUCUUUCUUGUAUGGUGGAAGAUUGCACUAGCAAGAGCAGUAACAGACCACUCACUUCUACUUGCUGCAAGUAUCAGACAGAUUUUUUUUAGCUACUUGCUUGCAUCUAAGAAAGGGACACCUCUUCCAGCUGUGUCUAUUAUUAGGUGGAAUUCCAUUACAAUCCUGGUCUUUUUUUGUGUCUUCAAUAGGGUUAGAGGUUGAAAUAUUUAGCACUCUUGUUCCGUUAGUAUAUUCAGGUUUAAAGAAUUUAUUCGCUUAAGAUGCUGGCUGACCAUUAUUUUGUUUAGCCCUAAGAUGCCAUGUACAGAAUUAAGGAACUGAACUUUGCAAAACACCAAAGGUUUCUAAAGCCAGCUUGCUUGAUAGACAUGAAAGGAUCCUCUUGAACAUAAGGGUUUUUUUUCCAAUAGGGAAUAGAGCCUCUUAUGCUUUGUACAGCUCCAAGUUUAAACAAUCCAUCCAAAUUCACGUGCACUAGGUGCUAGCUUCAGCUUGGGGGAUUCACUUUACUAUGGUGCAAGCUGCCAAUACUCUUUUUCUGUGAAGCUGAGGGUUUCAAUAGGAUGUGUACCAUUUGGAAUACUGUUUGUUAAAUUAUCCUCCAUAAUUGCAGGAAGAACAGACAUUUUUCUACUAACAACAGAAGUAACAGUAACAGUAUCUUCUCAGGGUUUCAGAUUCCUGCCCAGCAACAGACAAACAAGCAGGCUUCCUGAGCUGCCUCCACUUAACUGAGUAAUAUUUUUUUUUUGAAAUAAAGCACUUAACAGCAAUAAACAAAACAAAAGGGGCUGGAAGUAAGAGGGGGGGAUACAACAAAGGAAAAGUGACACCCAAGUUCUCCAGUGCCAGAGAAGUGCAAACCAACUGAAUGAGCCAAGAUGAAGUGCCGCCAGCUCCUGGAACUCUACGCUGGAGGAAACAGCGGCUAAGAGCGAAGGCCCAGGCUGUUUCUGAACAUCUCCAGGAAACUGGGGUCCAGGCUAGCCAGAUGGCAAAGCAACUGAACCAGCUGCAGAGGGAGGUCAUACACAACGAGAAGGGUGUGCAUCACUUAAGGCAGAAACAUUGACCUAGAAAGAGGAGUGUGUAUACAGCUGCACUGGUCUGGUCCCUCAAAGCAUAGAUCCAAGUGGCAAUUCUACCAUCUUCUAACUUUAACCGAUUCUCAUAGAAGGACUCUGUAGUCUACGAUAUGAGAAGCUCCACAGAAUGCACAGGAGAGGCGGACGCAGUUCUGUGAGACUGCCCGGGAAGAACGCUGAGCUAGUCCUUUGACUACAACGGUAGCAGCAGCUGUCCCAGCAGGGGAACCGAAGUGCUGACACGUACUGGAAUUAAUUUGAUGAACAUAUCAAAUUUUGAUCACAUCCCUUUCGGAGUUAUAAGGAUUCAGCUCCUAGGCACACCAUGGACAGCCAACCUGCUGACCAGCUUCAGUGCUUUUCAACUGCCCAUUAUUUUAAACACAAACUCUCCCCUUUAAUUUCUAGUAUUAAAAUUAUCUGUUGCAACAGCACAAGAUCUUGUAACUUGAAUUUUAGAAGUGAGCUGUUUUCACGAUACUCCAGAAACAUGGUAUUGAGGGUAGCAGACUGGCAGCUUCACUUCCAUCCACUGAUACAUUUUAUUUUCUGUUUUCCUAGAAUAAUAAAUUACAAA